This is a messenger RNA of Aspergillus clavatus NRRL 1, 1020 nucleotides long. Its product is annotated as phosphoglycerate mutase family protein. The transcript has 4 exons. The record is from RefSeq and is a predicted model, not a curated record. NCBI's taxonomy places the organism in Eukaryota, Fungi, Ascomycota, Eurotiomycetes, Eurotiales, Aspergillaceae. Bases 1 to 1020 code for a protein of 339 amino acids.
AUGCCUUUAGACACAAUAUAUCUGACCCGCCAUGGCGUAGUAACACCCCUCCAGCAUCGCCUCAACUGGACCAUCGACUACAAAACAGGCACAUAUAAAGCCCAAUUCCCCACCCCGACUGGCAACCCUGCGGACCCGACCUUGACCUCCCACGGCGUCCGGCAAUCACACGAGCUCGCCGCGCAUGUGGUCAGCCCGGGCUUCCAACCCAAGCCGUUCCGCGUCUACUCCAGCCCGUUCUACCGAUGCCUGCAGACAAUCCAGCCAACCGUGGAAGCGCUGAAGACCUGGCAGCAGGAAGGUAGCAGCGACAUCGACGCGCACGCGGACUUUGACGUCCGCAUCGAGAAUGGAUUGGGCGAAUGGUUCGGCUCUACCUCCUUCUUCCAGCACCCGCCGCCCGCAGACCCGACAACCCUCCACACCCAUUUUCCCAGCAUCCUCCCGCCAGACCCCUCAACCCACUCCCCGCACCUCAUCCCCUCUCCGCGCGGCGAGACAAUCGCCCAGCUUCACGACCGCCUCGCCACCGCCCUCGCGGGCAUCAUCGCCGACGCCGACGCCCUCCUCGCCGCCCUCGAAGCAGACACCCCCGUCCACCAGCGCACCCCCAAAGCCCUCCUCAUCUGCUCGCAUGCCGCACCGCUCAUCGCCAUGGGCCGUGUGCUGACGGGCCGUAUGCCGGCGGAUAGUGCCGAGGAGGACUUUUUUGUUUUCACGGCGGGGGUGAGUACGUUCCGGCGGAGGGGCGGGGAGGCUGCUGCUGCGAAGGCGACGGUGCAGGGGGCGGCCUUGGCGGAGGGGACGCGCGUGCUGAGGCCUGAGACGGCGGUGCCGGACUGGCAGGGGGUAGGGGUUGCGGGCGGGUGGGAGUGCAUCUCGAAUGGAGAUUGUAGUUUUCUCAGCGGCGGGGCCGAGAGGGGAUGGCACUUCAAUGGGGAGGAGUCGUUUGAUACGGGUCCCAUGUCGCUGUCCUCCGGCCAGGAUACAUCGCCAGAAAGGCUCGGCGGGAAGUUGUGA